Molecule: messenger RNA, 925 nt
Organism: Exaiptasia diaphana
Lineage: Eukaryota; Metazoa; Cnidaria; Anthozoa; Actiniaria; Aiptasiidae
Source: RefSeq, a predicted model, not a curated record
AAAACAGCUUUUGCUUUGGUCACUUGUACAAGGACAUUGCUUUUCAAAUYAAAGCAUGCAUUGUGCUCUUGACAAAACGCAGCUACAGUUUAAACAGCCUGACGUCACUGCAACUAUUGAAGUAGCAGGUUCCACUACACGAGCUUCCAUCCCACAGAUCGACGUGCCCUGUGGCUCCUUGAAAAGUGCAUCCUUGAAAAACGAUGAUUCCCUUAUGUCCAUCAUUCUCCUGAAGAAAAAAGAGCGAAAAAUCUAGAAAGAAGAUAUCUUGAACAAGAAAAAAGUGAAAACUUGGCAAAGAAGACUAUGAAGACUGCAAGAUUCCUUUUUGUUGUUGCUGCUCUUCUCAGCAUUGAAGCCAUCAACCUCACUAAUGGUUUUCCGUCUUUCUCCACGCUUCAAAGUAAUUACCCUUCCUACUCAACCUACGACUCAGAUACUGGAAUGGUUGACCAUGCGGGACUGAGGAAGUGGCUCUACUACAAAAACACGUGCGCGAUGCGCGUUAGCUACGCUAUGAUUCACUCAGGUCACUCUAUCAGCAUUUCAAGUGGUGAGUGUAACUGGUCUGGUGUCAGAGCUGCCCGCGCGAGUGGCUCCUACUACAACAAAAAGUACAUCAUACGCGUUGGAACCAUGCGUUGCUAUCUCGAAAAGACGAUUGGAGCAGCAACAACUGGGACUCAGAGCGAUUUCUCUGGACAUAAGGGAAUCAUCGUUUUCCAAGGAUGCAAUUUUCAAGUGGCCACAGGGCACGUCGAUCUGUGGGAUGGAAGCUCGUGUAGUGGAACCUGCUACUUCAACAGUUGCAACAACGUCAGGCUGUUUAAACUGUAGCUGCGUUUUAUCAAGAGCACAAUGCAUGCUGUAAUUUAUAUAAGGCAAUAUUCUUGUAUACGUGAACAAAGCCCAAACUUUUAAGAUA